Messenger RNA from Aspergillus heteromorphus CBS 117.55, 798 nucleotides. Its product is annotated as sulfotransferase family protein. NCBI's taxonomy places the organism in Eukaryota, Fungi, Ascomycota, Eurotiomycetes, Eurotiales, Aspergillaceae. The coding region runs from base 1 to 798 and encodes 265 amino acids. The transcript is spliced from 2 exons. The record is from RefSeq and is a predicted model, not a curated record.
AUGAAGGAUACAGAGAGCGUCCUGGCGCAGACCAAUAUCGAUAGGCGGACGUGCAGUCGCAUCGAACCGAUGCAGGUUCUUGUCCUGGGGCUUUGUCGGACGGGGACGCUUUCCACAUACCUCGCCCUGCAAACCCUCGGCUACCCAACCUACCACAUGACAAGCAUCAUGCAAAACCCCUCCGACGCCCAACUAUGGACCUCCGCCCUGCUCGGAAAACACCACCCCUCGCCAGCGAACCCCCCCUUCACGCUCGCCCAAUGGGACGCCCUCCUCGGCCACGUCUCCGCGACAACCGACAUCCCCGCGGCCCUCUUCCCCGAAGAGCUCACCACCUGCUACCCGGACGCAAAAGUCAUCCUCACCCUGCGGGACCCCUCCGCCUGGAUGACUUCCAUGCAGAACACCAUCAUGAAGCAGACCUACUCCCCGCUAGCGACAUUCCUCGGCUGGCUGGACCCCGCCCACUUCGGCGCGGGGAAUCGGAUGUGUCGAUUGGCGUUUGAUCAUCUCUUCGACGGCGAUUUUGAGAGGAAUGGGGAAAGGGCGUUCGCGGAGCAUUAUGAGAGGGUGAGGAGGGUGGUUCCGAGAGAGAACCUGCUGGAGUGGAAUCCCAAGGAGGGGUGGGGGCCGCUUUGUGAGUUUUUGGGCAGGGAGGUGCCGGAUACGGAGUUUCCGAGGGCGAAUGAGAAGGAGGUUUUUGCGAGGAAGGCGAGGCGGGUCGCUUGGGGGUGCUUGGGGGGUGGCGUGGAGGGUGCUCAGGGGGUGGUUGUUGUAGGGGUGGUUGGGUGGUGCUGA